AUGCGCGCGGUAGUCUUUCUCCCUCCCCCGCGGCUGGCCGACUUUGCCCUUGCACGACUCACCUCCAUCCACCCGGACGUUGUACCCGACUCGGUGGACCCUGCGGCUGCCUCACUCGACGAUUCGAGCGUUUCCUCGGUAGACGUCCCCCCCGGCGUGCCUUGGGAAGUUCUCCACCCGCGGCUGCUCGACGAGACGCGCGAAGGGGGAAGAAAGAGGGUGCGUAUCGAUUCGCCCGUGAUCGUGAUCGAGACGCCCACACGCCCCAUCAGCAUCGCCCCGGUGGUGGAUCGAAUCGCUACAGAGACGACGGAGGAAGAGGGCGAUACAAGCAAGGUCAUCGUGGGUCCUGAUAGCGAUGAAGAGGUCUCGCCCAAUAUUUCACUCUUGCAAAAGGUACCCACAAUACGGGCGGAUGUGGGUACUGCAUCGGUCGAUGAGCAGGUGCGCUCGGCAUCGCAAUCGGCAUCGUCGCUUCAAGUUCGCGCGCCACGACCCGCACACGCACCGCCACCCACUUGCCGCUUCACCUUCUUCAGACGUGCCUCGCACGUCUCAUCUGCAAGCGUCUCAGCAGCACAUACUACAUCGCACGACACUUCUGAGGCACUCCCACCAGAGCAAGAGGGGGCUGUGGACCACCACGCAGGCGGUGUCAACUUGCUGCGCACGCUUCCGGCGAUGAACGCAUACGAAGCCUCGUUCAACCCUCCCUCUGGCGGCGAAGACGAAGCUGGUUGCCAAGGCGAAGGCUCUCUGGGCGAUUCGAUCGUCCCACCCCCAACGCUGCACUUUACCCUUGCGCAGAUCACUUCUCUCUCCUCGAUCCUCUCCCCCCACUCCCACCCUCGCCGUGAAACGCCCGGUGCAGCCUCUUCGCGCCUCAACCUGCUCGUCGUCAUUCGCGAAAUCGGCUAUUCAACCCGCGUUCGUCGCCUCAACACAACCACGACCCGCCUCGAACUGCUCGUCAUGGACGGCGCCCUCACCCGAUCGGGCGUUGAAAAGCACCUUCUCAAACUCGUCCUUUGGGACCACCUCACCCUAACCCCACUCCAACCGGGAGACGUAGUGUACGUCCAAAACGUCUCGAUCCAACCGCCCGACCCCAAACCCCGUCUCGGUCCCGGCUUCCCCAGAGCCACCGUCGCCCAUGCAGCACACAGCCACAACUCGAGCAUCCAACUCUGCUACCGCUCCAACCCCACACACCCCUCCGACGCAGCCCUCAACUUCGACCCCGCCAUCGCAGCCUUCGACGCCAAGUCGAAUCGCAUCCUCCAGCUCGUCGAGCUUUGGAAUCACACCCCCACCUAA
Moesziomyces antarcticus is the source of this 1317-nucleotide messenger RNA. RefSeq lists its product as uncharacterized. The coding region runs from base 1 to 1317 and encodes 438 amino acids. Lineage: Eukaryota; Fungi; Basidiomycota; Ustilaginomycetes; Ustilaginales; Ustilaginaceae. The record is from RefSeq and is a predicted model, not a curated record. The transcript has a single exon.